Messenger RNA from Ceratina calcarata, 1757 nucleotides. RefSeq names its product palmitoyltransferase ZDHHC6. The transcript has 7 exons. Lineage: Eukaryota; Metazoa; Arthropoda; Insecta; Hymenoptera; Apidae. Gene Ontology annotation, molecular function: palmitoyltransferase activity. The record is from RefSeq and is a predicted model, not a curated record. Bases 175 to 1311 code for a protein of 378 amino acids.
CGACAAUUUUAUCGGAAUGAUUGACAUCGAUGAUACGCCGUGCCCACGUACAUGAAUCGUCACGGGAUGCGUUGCCGAGGGAAACACGUUUCGGCAAAUUUCAUAAAUUGUUCGUUCGCAACAGGUGUAUCAGAUACUCGGUCCUUUAUUAAAAAAAUAUUUUAGGUGUUUAGCAUGUGCGUCGAUCCGCUGAAGAAAAUAUGCCACUGGGGUCCGUUCACUGCUCUCGCUAUAAUAAAAGUAAUUACUCUGAUGACAAUACAUUGUAGCAGGCAAUGGUGGCCACCUCAGGAGAGCUUUUCUGGAGCAGUAAAUUUUAUCAUCUUCUUCUGCCUCAGUGGGUCUACGCUCUUUCAUUUCAUUAGCGCGAUUUACGAAGGACCUGGAUAUCUUCCAUUGAAAUGGAUACCAGAAAAAGCUACCGACAGUCAAUACUUGCAAUAUUGCUCUGUUUGCGAAGGGUACAAGGCACCACGGUCCCAUCACUGUAGAAAGUGCCGUCGUUGCGUGAUGAAAAUGGACCACCAUUGUCCGUGGAUAAACAAUUGCGUGGGCCAUUACAAUCACUGUCAUUUCGUAGCAUUCCUAGCGAGCGCAGUCGCUGGAUGCUGCGUCUCUACCUUUACACUAGUAUCUUGGGUGAUGACUGUAUUAUCUUUAAGACCAGUCUCAUUUCCGCCACCUUCUGUAUUCAUUCUCAUAUUAGUGAUCUUCAGCAUCGGUUUGUCGAUCGGUGUUAUUCUUGCUGUCGGAACGUUACUCUACUUUCAAUUAUUGUCCAUCGUCAAAAACAGGACUGAAAUCGAAGCUUGGAUUUCGGAGAAGGCUGAGUACCGAAGAUCCGGAACCGAGGACAAAUUUAUAUAUCCGUAUUCGAAAGGAUGGCGAUUUAACGUUCAACAGGUUCUUACAUGGGAUUGUACACCAGUGGGUGACGGGAUUCACUGGCCUGUAAUCGAGGGCUGUGAUCAAUACACUUUAACGCGGGAACAACUGGCUCAGAAGAAAGACAAACGAAAGAGAGCCAAGACAUACAGAAUUAUAAAAGAAGCAUCUGGCGCGCGUUUACCGAUAACGCAUGGCUGUGGGGUGCUUCGGCACUCGCCGUGUACCGACGAACCUCGUAUCAAACUGAAGGUCGGAGAUAUCGUAACAAUAACGCGAUGGAGAAAAUACUGGCUGUUCGGAGAGAAGAAAGAAGACAACGAGAAUGGAAAACAAGUACGAGCUCGCGGCUGGUUCCCCAGGACCUGUGCGAUCGAAGUGAUCGAGAACGAAACGUAUUCUUCCCCUUCGACGAAGUCAGAUUGAAACAUUCCUCCAUUCGUGUAGAAUAUUUAUAGAGGACGGAAAUAUUUUUGUGCUAGCGUUAUGUAUACGAAUACUCGUGACGAAUGAUUGUAGGUUUCGAUGGUCUAAUAUGCAACAAAUCCUCUCUAUUCGUAUUUUAAUUCGUUUCCAUAGAACAAGAUUCUACCCUGUCUCUCUCCAUUUUUGUAUAAAACUAUUUAUGACAAACUAUGAAGCUUCUUUGUAUUUUUGUAUGUCGACUAGUCGCGAUCACUAAGUUUACGAAUUACGUGUAAAUAAUUUAAUAUAAUUGUAUCUGCUUGUGAAUUCAAGUGAUAGUUUAACUUGAACCGUAAUUUAAUCAUUGAGUGAUUAUACGAAAAAAAGACGAUGCAUUUCAUUGUACAUUUUUACAAACAUUUUUUGUAACUAAUGACUGACAAAUAAACGUUUCGCUGUGAACUGUA